Messenger RNA from Myotis lucifugus (little brown bat), 5293 nucleotides. RefSeq lists its product as uncharacterized. Gene Ontology annotation, biological process: regulation of transcription by RNA polymerase II. NCBI's taxonomy places the organism in Eukaryota, Metazoa, Chordata, Mammalia, Chiroptera, Vespertilionidae. Gene Ontology annotation, molecular function: RNA polymerase II transcription regulatory region sequence-specific DNA binding; DNA-binding transcription factor activity, RNA polymerase II-specific. The transcript is spliced from 6 exons. Gene Ontology annotation, cellular component: nucleus. The record is from RefSeq and is a predicted model, not a curated record. The annotation marks the transcript as partial.
UAACCUCUCUAAACUUUCACAGGUCUCUCUUUAGUGCCCUCCACCGUUGGUCCAUGCCUGCAGAGCCUUAGAGUGCACACCUAUUACUGUAUUGAGGUAGAACAUCAUGUGCUCUAAUACAAUUGAUUUUUUAUGGGUUUGAGCACAUUUGAAUUGUUCUACCCAGACUCACUUCACCAGCAUGAAAGGUCCUAAAGGAAGCCAUUUGUGGAGGAACAACUAGCAGACCCUGCCUCUCUUCUUUUUGUCCCAUCCUGUGCUCUGUACCUCCCUUGGUGAGAUUUUCACCAUUGACUGACCUUUGGGGCCAAGAAAUGUAUAACAGCCAUUUUCUCAGAAUCUAACUCAUUUGUCUUGAAAAUCUUUCUAUGGAAUCAAGCCUAGUCAAGACAGAUAAACAUCUGUGUUGAAGAUAUUCUGUUUUCAUAAGGUCAGCAUGUACUUAACCAGCGUUUCCUUUUGUUCAGGUUGCUGCUGUGGAGCAGAGAAUGUGGAGGCACCCACUGAACAGAAGGUUUCUGUAAGAGUGUCACAGGCAGGUAUUCCCAAGUUACCCUUGUCUUCUGAGGAGAGCCACCCCUGUGAGAGAUGUGGGCUAGUCUUGGAAAAGAUUUUCCACUUGACUGAGCAACACAGACAGAUACUGUUGAGGUGUGGGGCCUGUGCACAAGGAUUUUAUUUCAGUACAAAAUUUCACCAGCAGCAUGUGAGAGAGAAGACUUUCAUUAGAGAUGUGGACAGGAUCUCACUUGCAAAGAGCUGCAAUUUCCAGGUGUCCCAGAAUCAUGUCACCUGUGGGGAGGUGGGACAGGGUGUCCUUACUGAGUCAGGACAUCUCCACCUAAAGGCUGCUGAGACCAGCGAUAGGCCAGAAGAUAUUUUGAAAUGUGAGGUGAAGUUUCAAAGGAGAAAAAAAUAUAACAAAGUCAUUGGCUGCAAUCACACGUUUAUUCAGGACAAGUGUGUCCAUGCUGGAAGUCAGUGUUUUCUGUGCUGUAAAUGUGGGAAUUACUUUACCAAAUUUUCUAGCUUUCAUUAUGAACAUGGAGAAAAGCCUUACAAAUGCAGUGAAUGUCGGAAAUCUUUUACGACGAUGCAUAGCCUUCAUUGUCAUCAGAGAUUUCACACUGGAGAAAGGCCUUAUGAGUGCAGUGAAUGUGGGAAUUCUUUUACCAGUAGCACUGCCCUUCAUCGUCAUCAGAGAGUUCACACAGGAGAAAAGACUUACAAAUGCAGUGAAUGUGGGAAAUCUUUUAAGAGAGUUGAUAGCCUCCAUUGUCACCAGAGACUUCACACUGGAGAAAGUCCUUUUGAGUGCAGUGAAUGUGGGAAAUCUUUUAUCAAUAGCAGUGGCCUCCAUUACCAUCGAAGUUUUCACACUGGAGAAAGGCCUUAUACAUGCAGUGAAUGUGGGAAAUCUUUUACAACUAGCAGUGAACUUCAUCGUCAUCAAAGAGUUCACACAGGAGAAAAGCCUUAUAAGUGCAGUGAAUGUGGGAAAUCUUUUACAAGGAUUGAUAGACUUCAUUGUCACCAGAGAUUUCACACUGGAGAAAGUCCUUAUGAGUGCAGUGAAUGUGGGAAAUCUUUUACCAGGAGCACUGCCCUUUAUUGUCAUCAGAGAAUUCACACAGGAGAAAAGCCUUAUAAAUGCAGUGAAUGUGGGAAGUCUUUUACCACUAGCACUACCCUUCAUCGGCAUCAGAGAAUUCACACAGGAGAAAAGCCUUAUAAAUGCAGUGAAUGUGGGAAAUCUUUUAUGAGGAUUGAUAGACUUCAUUGUCACCAGAGAUUUCACACCAGAGAAAGUCAGUACAAGUGCAGUGAAUGUGGGAAAUCUUUUACCAGGAGCAGUGAUCUUCAUCUUCAUCAGAGAGUUCACACUGGAGAAAGGCCUUAUGCGUGUGGUAAAUGUGGGAAAUCUUUUACCACUAGCAGAUACCUUCUUUGUCAUCAGAGCUCACACAGGAGAAGAGCCUUAGUUGGUGUGACCUUUGAGGACAUUGCCCUGUACUUCUCCAGGGAGGAAUGGAGGCUCCUUGAUGAGGAUCAGAGGCAGCUGUACCUGAAUGUGAUGCUGGAGAACUUUGAACUUCUAUCCUCCCUGGGGAUAGAACCUGCAAACCCAGCAUUUUUCCAGAGCAAGAAUGUAAUCGGCAAGUUUUUGGUGCAUGGGAUAAUGCCCAACAUACUCAUCCACACUAGAGAAAAGCCUUAUAAAUGCAAUGAAUGUGGGAAAUCUUUUACCAGGAGCAUUGACCUUCGUCUUCACCAGAGAGUUCACACUGGAGAAAAGCCUUAUAAAUGCAGUGAAUGUGGGAAAUCUUUUACCAGGAGCACUGCCCUUCAAGUUCAUCAGAGAUUGCACACUGGAGAAAGGCCUUAUGAGUGCCAUGAAUGUGGGAAAUCUUUUUCCUGGAGCAGUACCCUUCGUUGUCAUCAGAGAAUUCAUACCGGAGAAAAGCCUUACAAAUGCAAUGAAUGUGGGAAAAAUUUUAUCACAACAGGUCACCUUCAUCAACAUCAUCAGAGAAUUCACACUGGAGAAAAGCCUUAUAAAUGCAGGGAAUGUGAAAAAUCUUUUCCCACUAGCGAUGACCUUCAUUGUCAUCAGAGAGUUCACACCGGAGAAAAGCCUUAUAAAUGCAGUGAUUGUGGAAAAUCUUUUACCAGGAGCACUGCUCUUCGAGAUCACCUGAGAUUGCACACUGGAGAAAGACCUUAUGAGUGCAGUGAAUGUGGGAAAUCUUUCCCCAGGAGUAGUGACCUUCGUCUUCAUCACAGAAUUCACACUGGAGAAAAGCCUUAUAAAUGCACUAAAUGUGGGAAAUCUUUUAUUUAUAGCACUCUCCUUUCUCGUCAUCAGCGAGUUCACACUGGAGCAAACUCUUAUAAAUGCAGUGAAUGUGGGAAAACUUUAUCCACCAGCAUUGCCCUUCAAGGUCAUCAGAGAUUGCACACUGGAGAAAGGCCUUAUGAGUGCAGUGAAUGUGGGAAAUCUUUUACCACUAACACUGGCCUUCACUGUCAUCAGAAAAUUCACACUAGACAAAAGUGUUAUAAAUGCAGUGAAUGUGGAAAAUCUUUCACCUGGAGCACUGCUCUUCAUCGUCAUCAGAGACUUCAUACAGGAGAAAAGCCUUAUAAAUGCUGUGAAUGUGGGAAAUCGUUUGCAAGGAACUAUAGUCUCCAAUAUCAUCAUCGAGUUCACACGAGUGAUGAGGGGAAAAAACAAGAAAAAGUAAAAAAAAAAAAAACGCUGAUCACUUACUUGGACUCAAUGACUACAUUACCCAGAACACCAUGUGUGGAAUACCAACAGCUUAGCCAAUUGAAGGUCUUUCCAGCGAAGCUGAAUUCCAAGGGGCGGGACUUCCGGCAUCCCCGCAGCGGGCCUGUUGGCUCUUCCCAGACCGGCUCUGCUGCACCUUUGGAGGCUGCAGAUCGCUGGGUCCUGGUGGAGAUGGCCCGAGGGAGAAGGCGCGGGAGUCGUGGCGCUCACAGCACACGCGCGGGUACGAAAUGCGGUGUCCCCGCCCGGGUGACCCGCUCCAGGGCCCGGAAAGGGACCGCCCUUCCCGCCGCGGCCUCUGCUCCCGCCGCUCCCGCCCGGCUCCGCACACAAAGUCCGAUGGCGGCGCCCGCCCGGGGGCGCGGGGCUGAGGUUGGCGUGACCUUUGAGGACAUUGCCCUGUACUUCUCCAGGGAGGAAUGGAGCCUCCUUGAUGAGGAUCAGAGGCAGCUGUACCUGAAUGUGAUGCUGGAGAACUUUGAACUUGUAUCCUCCCUGGGUUGCUGCUGUGGAGCAGAGAAUGUGGAGGCACCGACUGAGCAGAAGGUUUCUGUAAGAGUGUCACAGGCAAGGAAUCCCAAGGUAGCCUUGUCUUCCCAGAAGAGCCACCCCUGUGAUGGUUGUGAGCCAGUCUUGAAAAAUAUUUUCCACAUUAUUGACCUACAGGGAACACAACGCAGCCAGAUACCGUUGAGGUGCGGGGCAUGCGCAAAACGAUUUUAUUUCAGUACAAAAUUUCACCAGGACCAGGAGCAACAUAUGAGAGAGAAGCAUUCCGUCAGUGGUGUGGACAGGAUCUCACUUGCAGAGGGCAGCAAUUUCAAUGCCUCGCAGAAGCAUUUUACCUGCAGAGAGGUUGGGCCGGACAUUCUUAUGGGGUCAGGACAUCACCAAAAGGCUACUCAGACCGGGGAUAAGUCAAAUGAAAUAUCGAUGUCUGCCAUGACUUUUCAAAGCAGAAAAAAUUAUUACACCAGGAAAGAAUAUAAGAGAGCAAUUGGCCGCAAGCACACAUUUGUUCAAGACAAGAGCGCUUGUACUAGAAGACAGCGUUUAGUGUGCCAUGAAUGUGGAAAGUAUUUUACCAGAUUGUCUAGCUUUUUUUAUCAUCAGAGACUUCACACUGGAGAAAAGCCCUUUAAGUGCAGUGAAUGUGGGAAAUCUUAUACCGGUAGCACUGGUCUCCUUUAUCAUCAGAGAAUUCACACUGGAGAAAGGCCCUAUGAGUGCAGUGAAUGUGGGAAAUCUUUUAGCAGGAUCGAUUCCCUUCGUAUUCAUCUGAGAGUUCACAGUGGUGAAAGGCCUUAUAAGUGCCAUGAAUGUGGGAAAUCUUUUACCACCAGCACUGGUAUUCGUCAUCAUCAGAGAUUUCACACCGGAGAAAAGCCGUAUAAGUGCAGUGAAUGUGGGAGAUCUUUUACCAGUAGCACUAGCCUUUGUUAUCAUCAGAGACUUCACAGAGGAGAAAGGCCUUAUGAGUGCAGUGAAUGUGGGAAAUCUUUUACCUGUAGUAGCAGCCUCCGUUAUCAUCAGAGAUUUCACACAGGAGAGAGGCCUUAUGAGUGCAGCGAAUGUGGGAAAACUUUUACCAUGAUUAGAUGCCUUCGUCGUCAUCAGAUAAUUCACACGGGAGAAAGGCCUUACGAGUGCAGCGAAUGUGGAAAAUCUUUUACCAUGAUCCAUUAUCUUCGUCGCCAUCGCAGUGUUCACACCGGAGAAAGACCUUAUGAGUGCAGCGAAUGUGGCAAAUCCUUUACCACAAUUUAUAGCCUUCGUAAUCAUCGGAGAUUUCAUACAGGAGAAAAGCCUUACGAGUGCAGUGAAUGUGGAGAAUCGUUUUCCAUGCUCUAUUCCCUUCGUAGUCACCAGAGAGUUCACACUAGAGAAAGGCCUUAUGAGUGCAGUGAAUGUGGGAAAUCUUUUAUCAGUAGCAGUGGCCUCCGCUAUCACCAGAGACUUCACACUGGAGAAAGGCCUUAUGAGUGCAGUGAAUGUGGGAAA